This is a messenger RNA of Penicillium riverlandense, 669 nucleotides long. RefSeq names its product O-methyltransferase. The record is from RefSeq and is a predicted model, not a curated record. The coding region runs from base 1 to 669 and encodes 222 amino acids. NCBI's taxonomy places the organism in Eukaryota, Fungi, Ascomycota, Eurotiomycetes, Eurotiales, Aspergillaceae. The transcript has 2 exons. Gene Ontology annotation, molecular function: O-methyltransferase activity.
AUGAACCCACUCCAAGACGCGGGUGUCUCACCGCACAUUAUUGCACUGUUAGACCGUCUCCAUAAGCUGUCUCUCGACCAGGAGGCCAACCUCGAAAUCACCGCCCUUCCCCACGAUGCAGUCCAUGCAGCAGCUCGCGACGCCUUUAUCGCGCUUGAUCAGGGAAAAUGCUAUUUCGUUUACCAGUUGGCCCGAGCAACAAAUGCGAAAACUAUAGUUGAAGCAGGUACCAGCUUCGGUGUUAGUACCAUCUACCUCAGCCUGGCAGCAAACGCCAACGUCGAAUCCUCCGGUGGACAAUGCGCCGUCAUAGCCACGGAGCACGAACCAUCCAAAGCAGCCCAAGCUCGCAAGUACUGGAAUGAAGUAGGGAACAGUAUCACUAGCAAUAUCGACCUCCGCAUCGGCGAUCUGCUUCAAACUUUGAAAGAAGAUGUUCCUCAAGUCGACCUGGUUCUCAUUGACAUUUGGGCCCCUAUGACCUUGCCAACACUCAAGCUCUUACAGCCACGUCUGCGCCAUGGAGCAGUUAUUAUUAUCGACAACACAAUCAGCUCGGCAUCGCGGUAUAAGGAUUUGCUGCAGUAUCUACGCGCCGAUGGCAGCGGUUUCCUAAACCUCACAGUACCAUAUUCUAAAGGCCUAGAAAUGUGUAUAUACUCCCCAUAA